AUGGGAUCCCUGGCAAAGCAAUGCCGACACUUGCCCUGGCCGGAUGCUGUGCGGCUCUUGGAGCGGUCUCUGGCAAAGGCAGCCCCAAACCUUGCGCUUCACACGUCGGUCAUUGCGGCUUGCGGAAGGGGCUCAAACUGGCCACUCGCGAUCGCUCUGCUGCAGGAUGCCCGAUGUCGCCAGCUGCGCCCCGAUGUGCCAGCCCUGAACGCCGUGUUGACCGCCUUGGGCCGUGCAGGCCGCUGGCGCGAGGCUGGGGAGUUGCUGGACACGGCGACAUCCUGGUACCUCCAGCCAUCUGUCGUUUCAUUCGGCGCCUUGCUUGACGGCCUUGCUCGGGCCACCCGCUGGCAACAAGCACUGUGCGUCCUGGAUGACGACAACGCGCAAGUCGGCCGAAUUGCUUUCAACUCCACCCUCACUGCCUGUGAGCGAGCAUUUGAGUGGUCGCAAGCGCUGCACCUGCUGCACGAGAUGCAGCAGUUCGGCCCGCAACCGGACAUCAUCAGUGUGAAUGCCGUGCUGGCGGCCUGCGCCGUGCGGUGGCAGUAUGCCCUGCACAUUUUCGCGUCCCUGGGCUCGGGGGAUCUUCAGCCGAGCAUCGUGACCCUGAACUCUUUGAUGAAUGCCUGCGCCAAUGGCCUGCAAUGGCAAAUUGCCAUCGACCUCUGGCAAGGGUUGCCGUCUCGCCUUCGACCCACGGAAGCCACCAUCGGCGCGCUCCUCGCCUCCUGCUCAGCUGGACCUGGUUGGGAAACUUCACUGGGUUUGCUGCAGCAAAGCUUCCUGCAGCAAGCACGGCCCAACGUGGUGAUCUGGACCAGCACGCUUACCACGCUUCAGCGUGAAGGUCAGUGGGAACUGGCAUCAUCACUCUUUUGGAAGUUGUAUCGUGCUGGUGUUGUGCCCAACAUGCUGACCAUUGACGCUGUUAUGGUUUCAUUGCAGAGAAGCAGUCAGUGGCGGCAGGCCCUGCACGCGCUGGGUGCUUUCCGGAAAGCGGCUCUUCCCGUGGGCUCCGGGGCCCUGGCGGCGCUGCGCAGCGCUUGCGAGGAGAGGCACCAGGCGAAGCCAGCACAGGCCCUUUCUGUGUUGCUGAAAUCGAUGGGAGCACGUCUGCUGGGCCUGGUGGCGAAUUUCAGCACAGCUUUCUUGCAAGCGAAGCCCCUCCCCCAGUAA
Molecule: messenger RNA, 1179 nt
Organism: Symbiodinium natans
Lineage: Eukaryota; Dinophyceae; Suessiales; Symbiodiniaceae
Source: the annotation of a GenBank genome assembly